Cylicocyclus nassatus is the source of this 495-nucleotide messenger RNA. NCBI's taxonomy places the organism in Eukaryota, Metazoa, Nematoda, Chromadorea, Rhabditida, Strongylidae. The record is from the annotation of a GenBank genome assembly.
AUGAUUGCUGUUCAGAUUCCGGCUCUUACUCUCGCAUCUUACGAUCAUGUUAAAUGCUAUGACCAAGAAGCCUGGGUAGAUCGUGCAUGGAAAAUCCAGACCAAAGCUGCACUCAAGGAGGUCUGCCCGAAAACAAAUGAGAAACUGACCUACAGUCUUAAGAUGGAUUGUUUUCUAAAGAAAAUUUGGGCAAAUAAGGAGUAUCACUUCCAUGUUCAGGAUUGGAAAGUACACCAAGUAAUCCUCGAGAAAGAAGAAUACGAUAAAUACUCGAAAAAUUCAUCUUAUUUGAUGGGAAGACUCAAACCUAGUACUUGGAGAUGGAAAUGGGCGUAUGCAUAUUGGGAAAAUCGUCUUUGCGAGUCAGCCGAGAUGGACCGGGGAGCCAAUGCUUACUAUGCCUGUGCAACAUACGUCUUAGACUACAGAGAAGAUCAUUACGGAUUUCAAUACAGAUUCGGCUGCGUAUUCGACAAAAAGGAGCCAGAGGAAUAG